CACCAAAAUGUGUUGUUGUUCAGUCACGUUGCCGCGAUGAUCUCAAACACCCUUGUGUUGGUCAAAAAACCAAAUCGUGUACGUAAUAACAUGUAUCACUUUUUUAAUUCAACACGUGUUCCUCUGCAAUUAAAUUUUUCUAUAUGUGGUGUUAGAAAAUUGGUCCUCAACAAGCUUAUCAAUUUUCAGUUAAAUUUUUUUCAAAAAGCUCCGAUGGAUUAUCAUUUACUGUUAUGUUGUUCUUUGGCGUUUUCUGUUUAUGUCAAUACUCUCGGCGCUGGAUUUGCAUAUGACGACAAUCAAGCAAUCAUUGCUAAUGAUGAUAUACGAGCAUCAACAUCAGGGUUUAACUUGUGGCGGAAUGAUUUUUGGGGUACACCGAUGGGCACGAAAAAUUCACACGGGUCUUACAGACCAAUUACAGUUUUAACAUACAGGUUCAACUAUAGGUUCUCGGGUUUGAGACCAAUGUCAUAUCAUACGACUAACGUGGCCCUACAUAGCUUUGCUACGGGUUUAUUAUUGGUAACAGCUCGACUGAUGAUGUCUAAAAAGUCUGCCUUGCUGUCGACAUUACUUUUCGCAGUGCAUCCUAUACACUCUGAUGCGGUAGCCUCAGUAGUCGGUCGAGCAGACAUAUUAUCAUGUGUGUUCUUCUUGAUGUCAUUUUUGUGUUACAAAGAGUUUGUACAAUCUCGAAAAAAUAAUCGAAGUAAUACGUGUGCUCAGAAAACGAAAAUUAGAUGGCCGCCAGAUAGAAGAUACUUAACAUUAACAGUAGUGUUUGCAUUGCUGUCAAUGUUAGCUAAAGAAAACGGUAUCUCAGUGAUGGCUGUGUGCAUUGGUUAUGAACUAAUGUUAAGACUAAGAUCCAUUAAAAAGCAAAAGAUCGAACGAGACAAAUCAACACUGAAAAUCUUAGUUACGUGUACCGCCCUGAUGGUCGUUGGAAGAAUGUGUAUCAUGUCCGGCACAGUGCCUACAUUUGCAACAUCCGAUAACCCAACGGCUAAGCAUCCCAAUCUUUUGGCGCGGACGUUGACUUUUCUGUACCUUCCACUGGUCAACACUCUUCUUCUGCUCUUUCCGCGGGUGCUGAGUUACGAUUGGUCCAUGGACGCUGUUCCUCGAAUCGAAACUCUUUCGGACCCAAGAAACGUAGCCACACUGCUAUUCUACGUCGCUUUGGUGUCUAUCGGAUGGGUGGCGUUCAAACGGAAACCCGUUGCUGUGGCUUUGGCUAUUGCCGUCGCUUCUUAUUUGCCAGCGUCCAACUUAUUCUUCUACGUGGGUUUUGUUGUGGCCGAAAGAGUACUUUACAUACCCAGUGUCGGUUACUGUUUACUCGUCGGUUAUUCGGCCACCGUUUUGUCCAACAAGCUGAGAAGCAAAGGUUGUAAAGUGACGAACGCAAUCGUCUACGCUCUUUAUGCUUCAAUGGUACUCGGGUUUAGUGUUCGCACAAUACUCAGGAACCGAGUCUGGCACAGCGAUGAGACUCUAUACAGAUCAGGAAUUCAAGUGAAUCCGCCCAAAUCUUACGGCAAUCUCGGUUCAAUACUCAGCUCCCAGGGCAGAACGAACGAGGCAGAAAUCGCAUAUCGAUCAGCACUCAAACACCGUCCGAACAUGGCAGACGUCCAUUAUAAUUUGGGAAAUUUAUUGAGAAAUAAUCAAAAGUACGAAGAAGCAAUAAUUAGUUACCAAUCGGCGAUUAAUUUUAGACCUACUCUAGCACUUGCUUAUCUUAGCUUGGGAGAUUGUUUGGCCCUUACUGGCAAAACAACCGAAGCUGAAAAUAUUCUUAACAAAUGCUUGUUGCUUGAUGGUUCUUCGGUAAAAGAUAUAAAGACACACUUGAAGGCACAAAAGUCUUGUGUUUUGAGGUUAGGAAGACUGUUUGCGUCGUUGGGUAGACAUCGAGACGCGGUUGCCUUGUUCGAAUCGGCUAUGAAGACUGACAAAACUUCCUCGCAGAUGAUGAUUAUGGCAUUAGCGGAUUCAUUAGUAGCUCUUAAUAGAGACUCUGAUGCUGAAAAGUAUUACAGACAAUUACUCCGAGUGAACCCUUCAGACAUUUCAACUUUUCUGACCUACGGAAAUCUAUUGGCAAAAAACGUAAGUACUACAGCAAUUUUUACUGCAAAAGGGUACUCGACAUUUACCACAACCAAAUAAUGUAUGCCCAUAAUU
Messenger RNA from Daktulosphaira vitifoliae (grape phylloxera), 2193 nucleotides. Its product is annotated as protein O-mannosyl-transferase TMTC2-like. Gene Ontology annotation, cellular component: endoplasmic reticulum membrane. The record is from RefSeq and is a predicted model, not a curated record. Gene Ontology annotation, molecular function: mannosyltransferase activity; protein binding. The annotation marks the transcript as partial. Gene Ontology annotation, biological process: protein O-linked glycosylation via mannose. The transcript has 8 exons. Lineage: Eukaryota; Metazoa; Arthropoda; Insecta; Hemiptera; Phylloxeridae.